ACUAAAAUAUUCUUAAGCAAACGAAAAUAUUAUUUUAAAAUUUCAAUAUGCGAACUAUAUGUGUACUACAUGAUGAAUUAUAUAAUGAAUUUAUCACAUAUAAUAUCUUAUAGCUGCUUAAUGCAAUAAUACGAUUAAACGAUUUUUGCGAAUUGUUUAUAUCCAUUAUGCUAUUUUGGGGUCAUUUUAUAUAUAUGUUUAUGGCAAACUAUUGUGGACAAACAGUUAUCAAUCAUAGUACAGAAAUAUUACAAGCAGUAUAUGAUACGUUAUGGUAUCUAGCUCCGUUAUCGAUUCAAAAGUUGUUAUUGAUUCUACUAAAGUCUACGAAAUCUUAUUCAUUCAACAUUGGUGGUAUUUUUACUCCAUCACUUGAAGGAUUUUCUACGCUUAUUACUUCGGCAAUAUCAUAUUUUACAGUAAUGUAUACUAUGUAAUAAUGAUGAGAAAAUGGUAAAAAGUUAGUCAUUCAAGUAGAAACAAAUAUUUAAUUAAUUAUCAAGUAGAAACAAAUAUUUAUUUAAAUAAUUAAAAU
This is a messenger RNA of Pogonomyrmex barbatus (red harvester ant), 535 nucleotides long. RefSeq lists its product as uncharacterized. Gene Ontology annotation, biological process: detection of chemical stimulus involved in sensory perception of smell; sensory perception of smell. Lineage: Eukaryota; Metazoa; Arthropoda; Insecta; Hymenoptera; Formicidae. Gene Ontology annotation, cellular component: plasma membrane. The record is from RefSeq and is a predicted model, not a curated record. Gene Ontology annotation, molecular function: odorant binding; olfactory receptor activity.